AUGAGUGGAAAAAGUAACAAAGGGGAUAAUGUUACAUCUGCACUUUUGCUGGCGAUGAGGACAGGGGAAUGCAUUAUUGGGUUUAAGCGAGCCAUAAAGUCGGUUAUCAUGAAAAAGGCAAAGUGCCUUGUUAUUUCAUCGAAUUUUCCUUCCACAAAAAGGAAGCAACUUGAGUACUACAGUGUCUUAGCUGGAGGGCUCCCUAUUAUUUUCCACAACGCCAAUAAUGAGGAACUAGGAAACAUUACUGAGAGAGGGCAUAGGCUGGGAUGUAUCUCUAUCAUUGACCAGGGAGAGGCGGAUCUGAUACCCUCUAAAGGAGAAUAA
Molecule: messenger RNA, 327 nt
Organism: Encephalitozoon hellem ATCC 50504
Lineage: Eukaryota; Fungi; Microsporidia; Unikaryonidae
Product: ribosomal protein L30E
Exons: 1
Coding region: 1-327 (108 amino acids)
Cellular component (GO): cytosolic large ribosomal subunit
Molecular function (GO): structural constituent of ribosome; RNA binding
Source: RefSeq, a predicted model, not a curated record